This is a messenger RNA of Xiphias gladius (swordfish), 1943 nucleotides long. RefSeq names its product acyl-CoA dehydrogenase medium chain (gene acadm). The transcript has 12 exons. Lineage: Eukaryota; Metazoa; Chordata; Actinopteri; Istiophoriformes; Xiphiidae. Gene Ontology annotation, molecular function: medium-chain fatty acyl-CoA dehydrogenase activity; flavin adenine dinucleotide binding. Gene Ontology annotation, cellular component: mitochondrion. The record is from RefSeq and is a predicted model, not a curated record. Gene Ontology annotation, biological process: medium-chain fatty acid catabolic process; fatty acid beta-oxidation. Bases 100 to 1374 code for a protein of 424 amino acids.
AAAUCCCGCCGCCGUGAUUGGCUGAGACGACGCUCAUAUUGAUGUAGGGCAAGGGUCGUGGUCAAGUCUGUGCUGUUUUUCGGACGUGUUUCAACAACAAUGCUGUUCACCAAGGUGCUCAGAGCCAGUGUGCGGUCUGGGAUCCGGCUGCAGAGCUCCACUGCUACCGCGGCCAAUGUCACAGCAACUUCCGGCAGCUACUCAUCAUCUCUCGGCUUCUCAUUUGAGUUGACUGAGCAGCAGAAGGAGUUCCAGCUGCUGGCAAGGAAGUUUUCACGCGAAGAGAUCAUCCCUGCCGCACCCGCUUUUGACAGGAGUGGUGAAUAUCCGUUCCCCAUCAUCAAGAAAGCAUGGGAGCUUGGCCUUAUGAACGGUCACAUUCCACAGGAAUAUGGUGGAAUGGGCCUGUCAAUCUUUGACAACUGCCUCAUCACAGAAGAGCUGGCUUAUGGCUGCACAGGGGUACAGACUGCCAUAGAAGCAAACUCUCUGGGACAAAUGCCUGUUAUUCUUGCUGGCUCUGACAUACAGAAGAAGAAAUACCUGGGAAGGAUGACUGAGGAGCCUCUUAUGUGUGCGUACUGUGUCACAGAGCCGGGGGCCGGCUCUGAUGUAGCCGGCAUCAAGACCCGAGCUGUGAAGAUGGGUGACGAGUAUGUUGUUAACGGGCAGAAGAUGUGGAUCACAAAUGGUGGGAAAGCUAACUGGUACUUCGUCCUGGCCCGCACCAACGCAGACCCUAAAUGUCCGACCGGCAAGGCUUUUACUGGCUUCAUUGUAGAUGCUGACACUCCAGGAAUUCAAGUAGGAAGGAAGGAGAUGAACAUGGGCCAGAGGUGCUCUGAUACCAGAGGAAUCACCUUUGAGGAUGUGAGGAUACCGAAGGAGAACGUCCUGAUCACAGAGGGAGCUGGCUUCAAAAUUGCCAUGGGUGCCUUCGACAGCACUCGGCCACCAGUGGCAGCAGGCGCAACAGGCCUGGCACAGAGGGCACUUGAUGAAGCUACCAGUUAUGCACUGGAGAGGAAGACCUUUGGCAAAGUUAUCGCUGAGCACCAGGCUGUGUCGUUCCUUCUGGCUGAGAUGGCGAUGAAGGUGGAGCUGGCCAGGAUGGCGUACCAGCGGUCAGCCUGGGAAGUGGACCAGGGCCGCAGAAACACCUACUAUGCCUCCAUCGCCAAGGCCUUCGCUGGAGACAUCGCCAAUCAGGUGGCCACGGACGCCGUUCAGGUAUUUGGAGGCAACGGGUUCAACAGCGAAUACCCGGUAGAGAAGCUGAUGAGAGACGCCAAGAUCUACCAGAUCUACGAGGGAACUGCUCAAAUCCAAAGACUCAUUAUUGCCAGAGAACACCUGGGAAAAUUCAAGAAGUAAACUCUGCAAACCUUACACGUCCUCAUUCAAAUGUAGUUUGUAAUUUUUCUAUACAUACACGUGUUCCUGGAAGUAGAUCCGGUCACUUAAACUCAGGAUACAGUGCAAAAAGUUGUUUGCCUUAAUGCCAUUUCAUCCUGCCUUACUACUCUAGACCGAUCCAGACCCUGAUUUGGUAAACGGCAGUCUACACAAACUUUUUGAAAUAGUGCCAUUAUUCAUUCAGUUAAUCAUUUAAUGGAGCGAUCACGUGAUCCUCAUGAAGUCACGAAAUAUCAAAUCUCAAACCAUUUGCAUUCAGGUCGUCAGGUCACCUCCCACUUGUAAAUAUCACAUGGAAUAGCAGGUUGUAAAUAAUGGCAGCUAGGCACAAACUCCACUGCUGUUGAUCACAGCCUGGAUAUGGUGUUAAUCCCAUGGCAUUAAAAUAAAUUAAAUAAAUUUUAAAAAAAGCUUGUAUUUAUUUUGGAAUUAGCCCUGUACGCUAUUUGCCAGUUGUCCAUGUCAAACUGUAAAGUUGUUUAUAUCUGGUAUUAAAGUUUCUCUUUUGAAGGCAAGUUGCUGAUAAA